CAUAUAAAUAGCGGCAGAUUCUACGAUUCAAGCAGAGUAGCUGAACUCCUCUCAGUGUUCAGUUCCCAUUAUUUGCUUCUCUCAGCUCUCAAUAAUACUACCAUCUGCAGGAUGUGGCGUCUGACAGCGGCUUUGCUUGUGGUGGCUCUAACUUCAGCUUCCCCACAGGGUUACAAUUAUCCAGCUCCUGACAAUGGUUACUUACCUCCUUCACCUAGCAACCCCACCUGCCAAGUGGCUCCUAUCACUUCCGUUCGCUACGACACACGUGUUCAGACAUCUGUUAGGGUUCAAACAGUAAACCAGUUCAAUACUCAAUAUGUUACCACAACACUUGUCAGGCAACAAGUUAUCCCAACUACUUUGUACGAGACACGCGUUUUGACUCAGCCACAGUACCAAACCAGUAUUGUACAGCAAACUUCUGUUGUUUACAAUAAUAGAGUUGUAUCUCAGACUAUUCCAAGUCCCCCGAUCCAGUCUGUAGUAUAUGUCACAAGUACCAGAGUCGUACCUCGUGUUGACUAUGUCACUCGCACUCAGAUCCAGACUCAAGUUGUACCUGUUGAGGUUUUCAACACCCAAUAUCAAACAGUCAAUCAGCCAGUAGUUAACUACCAAACCCAGUUUCGGCAAGAAACUAGAGUAGUUUCUAUUCCUGGCCGUGAUGUUAUCCAAACUCGUGUACAAACUGUUGUCCAGACUUCCAUUAUCAGAAGCCAGGCACCAGGAAAUACCCGUUUCCUCACUCAGACUCAGGUGCAACAACAGGUGCAGACCAGCGUUCUUAGAGGAAGAGAUGAAAUUGUAACUAGUUAUGUUCAAAGACAACAAGUCGUCCCAUACACAGCAGUCAGUACUAGAUAUGAAAAUGCUUUUGCAACCCGUGAGCAGGUUGUCACUAGGACAAAUAUUGCAACACAAACCCAGGUCAGAACCCAGUAUGUGCCACAGGAAGUUGUUAGCACACAAGUUGUGCCAAAUACCAUCUACACAACCCUCUUUGAAACAAGGGUUCAGCCAUUCACACAGGUGCAGACUGUUAUCAGGACCCAAUACAAUACUCCAGCACCUGUAGUCCAAACACGUGAGGUAACCAGUACUUCAAUCUAUCAGGCUCCUGGUAGAGACCAGAUUGUGACCAGGGAAGUAGUACAGACUCAACAACAACAGCAGAUCGUUUACCAGACUGUUAAUCAGCCACAACAAAUUGUUGUCACCAGAACUGUCACUGCUACUUGCUCUGGUUAUAAUUAUGAUGAACCUGCUAUUCCUUUCAACAUUGGCAAAUAAACAAGCGUAUUGUUAUUUCCCUGGAACAUCUAGGAAAACAAUUCUUGAUAAAACAACCAUAAGGUCUAUAUAGAUAUAAAAAGAGGGCACUACAUGAAGCGUUUUCAUCUAGUUAUAAACGCAGUAUUUUAACAUCUUUUUACUGUUAAUAAAGUGAAUGUAUUUAUGUAAAUGGCAAAUACACUUUAACACAUGUUCAUAA
Messenger RNA from Macrobrachium nipponense, 1495 nucleotides. RefSeq lists its product as uncharacterized. The record is from RefSeq and is a predicted model, not a curated record. The transcript has 2 exons. The coding region runs from base 112 to 1293 and encodes 393 amino acids. Lineage: Eukaryota; Metazoa; Arthropoda; Malacostraca; Decapoda; Palaemonidae.